Messenger RNA from Klebsormidium nitens, 1805 nucleotides. The record is from the annotation of a GenBank genome assembly. NCBI's taxonomy places the organism in Eukaryota, Viridiplantae, Streptophyta, Klebsormidiophyceae, Klebsormidiales, Klebsormidiaceae.
GUUAAAUCUGGUUCAACACUGCUGACUCACUCAGUCUAAGAGACUCUUAUCGUCUGUGUCAGCUUCAGGUGGCUUCAGGGGCCCUUCUUCUCUGGGACUGCAUGACGAUGGGAGCAUGACUGCCACCAGGAAAGGCUCAGCGUCUUAAAUGAAUGGACCAUGCACGAGCAACACGGACCAUCUGUUCAGUUCCGCGCUUCUGCCCCGAUGCUUUGACGACAAUGAUGACCAUGCAGGAUAAGCUUAAGCGUUGUGAAGACAUGCGGCUAACUUUCAGUGUUGGAACCUUCGCGCUUGGCGGAUGGAUCUUCACGCAGAAGGAGGUUUGUUCAAAAGGAAGCAGCCUGGAGUCAGGGAGGGUUUUAUGACAGUGUGUGCCAGGGUUUUUAAAGCUGGAAGGCUCAGAAGAUCCGCAAUUGUCCAGGCGUGAUCCAGCUCCAAGGUCCAUCAUCAAGCCUCUGAUGCUUCUGAGGUCUCCGGUGCAGUACAAGUGAUUGGAUCUGCUUGCAGAGGCUGCAAAGGACGGCAUGGCUCACCAUGAGCGAAUCUACCAGCGGGGAACACGGGAUCCGUUGGCCGAGAGAGCAAGAUUGGAAGGCGAGGCUGCGGCAGAAUGGACGGUCAGCAUCUUCAGGAUGAUAAGAGAUCUGCUCACGUCCUCUGCAAGGAUCUUCGGCAUCCUCUUCGGUGCGGAGGACGCCCGAGAACCCCAGCAAGCCCGCGCCCCGCCGCCCCCCCCGGAACAGCUCGCCGUCGCCGCGGGCAAGGCGGCCGCGGAGGAGACCGUCGCUCUGGUGCGCAAGGCGGGCCGCCUCAUCCGCUUCGUCCUCCCCAGCGGCACCGCCCCCCGCGGCUUCGCCCUGCCGAACGUGUACCAGGGCGCGGCGCUCGACCUCGCGCGCCUGGCGGAGAAGGCGCUCGCGCUGUCGCGCGACACGGUCGACGAGCUGGACACGUGGGCGGGCCACGUGUCGGUGGAGCUGAUUGACGAGCUGCAGGGCCUGCGCAACGAGGAGGCGCGCGAGCGGGCCGCGGAGGCGAUCGAGAUGCUGGGCGACUGGGCCUUCGAGGCGCUCAUCGUGGCGCUCAACCGGGUUGUGGACGACCUGGCUCGCCGCAACCUCCUCCGGACGUACUCCGUCGCCGACCGCGCGGCCGCCCCCGCCGCUACCGAGAGAGAGGACGACGCCGUCAGCCCCUCCGAGGCGUGCGUCAUCUGCUACCAGAGAGCGCGCCGCGCGGUCUUCCUCUACUGCGGCCACCGCGCAGCUUGCAUGACGUGCGCAACGGCGGUGGCGGCAGGACCGCGCAGAGCCUGCCCGCUGUGCCGGCAAAUGAUUCACGGCGUCGUCCGGGUGUUCGAUCCUUGACAAGGCCAGCUGUCGGUGCCUGAUGCUUCGUCGAUGAAAUGAACCCCGCAGUUCUUCAUUCAAGGUGGUUUGGUCGCGACAAGAGCUGAGAGAUGAUGGAGAACUUCCUGUGAAGGCUAUGCGGAUGAAACUGCUGAAAGUCCUGAACUUGACGACGUUUAUUUUCGGAGAAGAGCGCAGAUCUUCAACUAUGUUAGACCAUUGGUGAAGUGCGAGAAUGUGUUACGGACGUGCUUCGCGUUUUAGAAUGACAAGGAGACUUACGGUACUUUUGCGUCAAACUUUGCUACAAUUGACUUUGUUUCGAGUGCAGUCUUACUCAGUGAGUGAGGUGUUAGGCGUCGGUAGGCAAGAGUAUUAGAACUUUGCAGGUUCUUAGGUGCAAAUCAAAGACUUUUUUCACUCACAAUAUAGAUCGCAAUACUAUCUCCGCAG